Peromyscus maniculatus bairdii (prairie deer mouse) is the source of this 1364-nucleotide messenger RNA. Lineage: Eukaryota; Metazoa; Chordata; Mammalia; Rodentia; Cricetidae. The record is from RefSeq and is a predicted model, not a curated record.
GAGAUUGGGGUGGAGGGAAGCGGCGUUCAAUUGCAGCGUUUCCGUAGGGUGUGCAUGCGCCCCUGUUAGCAGCCAGAAGGGAGAAAGAAGGCGUGCCCAGUAUCACCUUGGCUGGCUGAGAUGACUCCAGCUUCCAUUGACGAGUGGAAGACGGACACAAGGCCAUCCUCUCUUACUCGGUUUUGUUUGUUUGUUUGGGGUCUUUGUUGUUGUUUUUUUCUUUUUCAUCUAACAUUUUGGUAUUUUCUUGCCCAAGAAUCAAGUCUUCUGUUUGUUAUCACCUCACCAUUGUAUAACGUAAACCUUGUGUUUAUGGACCAGAAACCCUCUGAGGUCCCGCUUUGCUAGCCAGGAGAAAUGGUCUGGGUUUUUUGUUGUUGUUGUUGUUGUUUGUUUGAAAUUCGACAAUUUUAGGUGCCCAUAUUUUAUUGCUUUCUUUCUUUCUCCCUCCUGCCGUGUGAACAUUGAUUUCUGAGAUUGCCUGACGCUUUCUCAGGACUUUUAAAUUUUUGUGAUGUUUCCUCUGAUUUGGUUUGAAUGAAUACCAACACCAGUAAUGCAGAAUUUUUUAAUCAAGUAAGAUUUUAAGUGUUUUGUUAGAAUAAAAGCAAGCACUACUUUUGUUAUGGGGACAUUUUAUCUUAAUAAUUUCGGUUUGUUUUUUUUAAAGCUUGAAAUGGAUCAUAGUUUUGUGUGGAGUGAAUUGAACUGGGAGCAGAUUUUAAUCAGUGGAAUUUAUAUUCAACUGGGAAAUCGAUGUUGUGGUACACAAAUAAAGGGUAAAAUAUUUUUAUGAAACCAAUCUUCAAUCAAGUGUAACAUUUUGAUGCUCGGCGUCUAGACUCCUUGUGCUGUCACUAUGCCAGCGGCCACUGUAGAUCAUAGCCAAAGAAUCUGUGAAGUUUGGGCUUGUAACCUGGACGACGAGAUGAAGAAAAUCCGUCAAGUUAUCCGAAAAUAUAAUUAUGUUGCUAUGGACACCGAGUUUCCAGGUGUUGUUGCAAGGCCCAUUGGAGAAUUCAGGAGCAAUGCUGACUACCAAUACCAACUACUGCGAUGUAAUGUAGACUUGUUAAAGAUAAUUCAGCUAGGACUGACAUUUAUGAAUGAGCAAGGAGAAUACCCUCCAGGAACUUCAACUUGGCAGUUUAAUUUUAAAUUUAAUUUGACGUAAGUGGGAAAUAAAUAUAUAACCCCAACUUUUUGUUUCUAGUUUAUUUUUAGGAAUUGAGUUUUAAUGUAGUGAAAUUGUAAGUGUAUUUGCUGUAGUUCCUCUGAAAAUUUAUUGCACAGAGAAUUUCAAAAGCUUAAGAUUACUAUGAGGCAAAGAGAAUUGAGAUAAUAAAAACUUCUAAUUGCAAAGA